Fragaria vesca subsp. vesca is the source of this 519-nucleotide messenger RNA. RefSeq lists its product as uncharacterized. The transcript has a single exon. The record is from RefSeq and is a predicted model, not a curated record. NCBI's taxonomy places the organism in Eukaryota, Viridiplantae, Streptophyta, Magnoliopsida, Rosales, Rosaceae. Bases 1 to 147 code for a protein of 48 amino acids.
AUGGCAAUGCCAUGGAGCGUGACUGUUUGGAUGGCGGAGAUAGUCUGGAUUGUUCUCACCGGCUGGGUCUCCUCUUGCUUGACUGUUGCUGAUGAGCUCGCCUCCUCCAUCAGAACCGGAGACAUCGGCCCUUUCAAUGUCGGCUGAUAUUCACUCUACCCGAAAACCCUUCCGAUCAUUGCCUUAUGUAAGCUUAUUUCUCUUGUAGAUUUCUGUCUUCCGUUGUUGUUGGGUAUUUCAUCUUAAUUAGAGAAUCGUUAAGAAAGACCAAUAGGCAUGCGUGGCUUAGCCACCAAAUUACAGUCCUUGUGUUUGAGCUCCACCAGUAAAAUCUUUCGUUUUCGAUUGUCAAGAGUUCAUAGGAUUGAUAACUUUGCAACGCUCACUAAACUAUCUAAGCCCAAGAAAGCCCAGUUGAAACAAGUAGAAGAAGCAAGCUCGUUUGGAUUGCUGUUCAGUGAAAUAACUCAGAUUUUAGGGGCUGAAAAUGUCACUGCAGAUAAAACCCCAUCUGGGUUU